AUGCGAUUCCUUCCUUAUAUUUUACGGAAGUGUUCGGGUUUUAUAACGAGCGACGAAAAUUCUUAUUUUUUAAUAAAAAUAUUCAUUAAACUUUUAUCUCGGCUUUCUUUCUUUCUUUCUUUCUUUCUUUCUUUCUUUCUUUCUUUCACGUACUUUGUAUCAUUCUUUCUUUCUUUCUUCCUUUCAAGUACUUUGUAUCAUUCUUUCUAUCUUUCUUUCUUUCUUUCUUUCUUUAACCAUCAUCUAUCUAUCUAUCUAUCUAUCUAUCUAUCUAUCUAUCUAUCUAUCUGUGUUUUAUUAUCUAUCUAUCUAACUAUCUAUCUAUCUAUCUAUCUAUCUAUAUUUUAUCUAUCUAUCUAUCUAUCUAUCUAUCUAUCUAUCUAUCUAUCUAUCUCAUUUCUUUACCUAUCAAACUUUUCAUUAUCUAUCUAUCUAUCUAUCUAUCUAUCUAUCUAUCUAUCUAUCUCAGACUUUUCCUUUUCUAUCUCUCUGUCUAUCUAUCAUUUUUUUCCUGCCUAUCUACCAACCUAUAUCUCAGCCCUUUCCUUUUCUUUCUUUCUUUCUUUCUUUCUUUCGAUUGUUCUUUCUUUCUUUCUUUCUUUCUUUCUUUCUAUCUGGACCUCAGCCUUUUCCCUUUCUAUUUUUUUCUUUUCUAUCUAUCUAAAUAUCAGCCGUUUCCCUAUCUAUCUAUCUAUCUAUCUAUCUAUCUAUCUAUCUAUCUAUCUAUCUAUCUAUCUUCUUAGCUACCUAGACCUCAGCUUUUAUCCUUUCUAUCUCUCUCUCUCUCUCUCUCUUUUUCCAUUAUCUAUCUAUCUAUCUAUCUAUCUAUCUAUCUAUAUUCUUACCUACCUAGACCUCAGCCUUUUCCCUUUCUAUCUGUCUCUCUCAACCUCAGCCUUUUCCCUUUCUAUCUGUCUCUCAGUUUUCCAUUAUCUAUCUAUCUAUCUAUCUAUCUAUCUAUCUAUCUAUCUAUCUAUCUAUCUAUCUAUCUAUCUUUUUACUUACCUAGACCUCAGCCUUUUUAGUUUUCUAUAUGUCUCUCUCAGUUUUCCAUUAUCUAUCUAUCUAUCUAUCUAUCUAUCUAUCUAUCUAUCUUCUUACCUACCUAGACCUCAGACUUUUCCCUUUCUGUCUCUCUCAGUUUUCCAUUAUCUAUCUAUCUAUCUAUCUAUCUAUCUAUCUAUCUAUCUUCUUAGCUACCUAGACCUCAACUUUUAUCCUUUCUAUCUCUCUCUCUCUCUCUCUCUCUCUCUCUCUGUCUCUGUUUUCUAUCUAUCUAUCUAUCUAUCUAUCUAUCUAUCUAUCUAUAUCAGUUUUUCUUUUCUAUUUACAUCUAUCUAUCUAUCUUCUUACCGACCUAGACCUCAGCCUUUUCCCUUUCUAUCUGUCUCUCAGUUUUCCAUUAUCUAUCUAUCUAUCUAUCUUCUUACCUACCUAGACCUCAGACUUUUCCCUUUCUAUCUGUCUCUCUCAGUUUUCCAUUAUCUAUCUAUCUAUCUAUCUAUCUAUCUAUCUAUCUAUCUAUCUUCUUACUUACCUAGACCUCAGCCUUUUCCUUUUUCUAACUGUCUCUCUCAGUUUUCCAUUAUCUAUCUAUCUAUCUAUCUAUCUAUCUAUCUAUCUAUCUUAUUACUUUAUUCUGUCUUUCUUUUCCAAGUUAAUAAUACUUUCCCUGGCCUUUUCUUCAUGUAUGAACAGAAGUUGGAAAAUAUGACAGCGAAAGCUGAAGUGACACGGGAUUAG
This is a messenger RNA of Acanthosepion pharaonis, 1743 nucleotides long. The record is from the annotation of a GenBank genome assembly. Lineage: Eukaryota; Metazoa; Mollusca; Cephalopoda; Sepiida; Sepiidae.